This is a messenger RNA of Moneuplotes crassus, 1098 nucleotides long. Lineage: Eukaryota; Ciliophora; Spirotrichea; Euplotida; Euplotidae. The record is from the annotation of a GenBank genome assembly.
AUGGAUCCUAAUAUAUUUCCAGAAAUGCAUGAGGAUGUACCGAUUCAACAGAUCGGUAUCAUCCCACAAAGUCAACAGUAUCUCAAUAUACAGACAGCGCUUGCUUAUGUUUGCAAGUUCUGUGGGCAGCCAUUCAGCAGCCAAAAUGUGCUCGAAAGACACCUCUCUAAGCACUCUCAAGAUAGGCCUUGGGAAUGCCAACAAUGAGACAAGAAGUUCAAGAGAAAGGAUCACUUAACCAGACAUUACAGUUGAGUCCAUGGCGGUGAUGCUGCCCGAAAGUACAAGUGUCCCUACCCAGGCUGCACAUCACCUGGAUAUGUUGAAAGUUAUCACUUAGCAAGACACAUAGAAUCAGUGCAUGAGAAACUUGAGUGAAACAUGUGCUUAUCCACAUUUACCAAGAAGAACGCUCUUGAAGCUCAUUUAGUCGAAGACCACGGGGUUGAUCCUCCUUUCAUCUGCAUUGUUUGCAAUGCUUAUUUCUUCAGAGAGAAAGUGUUUGAAAUGCACAUUAAGAAGCACGAAACUUCAAAACCAGCCAAGCCAAAGAAUGUGAUAGGUGGGCAGCACAAACUGAGUGAACGAAAUUUGAACAUAAAAACUGAGUUUCCAUCAGAUUUGUCUCCUAAUGCCCCAUUCAAGAUACUAAAGGGGGAAGUUCCUACAUCCCAAUUUCCACCUCCCGAAGAAGAUGGGAUCACUGCUUAUAACAAAGGGCUGAAGCCAGCAGGGCCAUACAAGAAGGAUUACCUGGAGGACUUCUCCAUUCUGACUAAGCCAACAAUUGAGGAUAAAAACUAUAAUUCUACCUGAAUAGACCCAAUUUUGAUGGGGCAGGGACCUAAGGGUGAAGAGUUCAUGAAUGGAUAUUACCAAAAUAUCCAAGGAUUCGAAACCUAUGACAAGACUUCCUUCGGGUUCCCUCGGUUUACUUAUGAUGGAGACAAGUUCAAUAUCCCGACUACCUCUUUAUUCAAGGAGCUCUGAAUUGCUGAGACAUUCGGGCCAGGACCAAAGAAUCAGGUAGAGGAUGAAGACAGUGAAACAAACUGUGAUGUAACACAGGCCUUCCUCAACUCUGCUAUUUUAGAAUAA